Messenger RNA from Plasmodium malariae, 1296 nucleotides. It is a transcript of the gene DMT1, whose product is annotated as drug/metabolite transporter, putative. The transcript has a single exon. Gene Ontology annotation, cellular component: membrane. The record is from RefSeq and is a predicted model, not a curated record. Bases 1 to 1296 code for a protein of 431 amino acids. Lineage: Eukaryota; Apicomplexa; Aconoidasida; Haemosporida; Plasmodiidae.
AUGAAAUUUUUAAAAGCUGAGGAGUUAUUUUCUAUAAAUGAAGAGGGAAAAGGCAAAGGAAAUGCACUAUUAAUAACCGUUAACCUGCUAUUGUUGUUUUCCAUGCUUUUGUAUGGUGUAAAUUAUAUACUAAUGAAAUAUUUUAUAUUGAUAAAUGGAUCGAUUUAUAUUUUUAUUAUUUUAAGAACAGUUCUUACCAUGCCACUCAUGAUUUACAUAUGCAUAUCUCAAAAAUCGGAACCUAAAAAAAAAAAAUUAUUGCAUGAUAUGAAUAUAACAGGACAAAAAGAAAGUACUGCGCAGGGAGAGUUAGGAUUAAAAGUGGAAAAUGAGGAGUUUGAAAAGACCUACAACAAUAAGCACAAGGACAGUAAUAGUAACGAUAAAAAAAAAAAAAAGAAAAAGAAGAAAAACAACAAUAAAAAUAAUGGCGAUGAAAGUAACAACUUGAUGGACUCUGGUUACGGCAAUGACAAGGACGAUAAAUGUAACGAUGCAUAUGAAACUCGGCUCAAUAUAGAAAGUGCAGGUAUUAACUAUUUAGGCAGAUUAUUUAAAAAUGAUGAGAAAUUAAUACCCAAAAUUGCCUAUAUGCCAAUAAUUAUAUUAUCAGUAACAGGGGCUAUAAGGCAGGCUAUAGUAAUAAUAGCGUUGCAAUAUACAGAUUCUCAUAAUGUUGCUAUAAUUCAACCAACUAUCCCAAUUUUUACAGCCAUAUUGUCCUAUUAUAUGAAAAUAGAAGAGAUGAACUAUAUAACAUUUGUGUCCAUAUUUUUAUCAUUUUUUGGUUUAGCUAUAACAGCUGAGAUAUGGAAUCUAGGUACAUUUGAUUUUGGUUUUCUAUUAUUAUUAGCUGUACCUGUAACCAAGGGGUUACAAGUUAUAUAUAUUAAUAUAAGUACUAGAUAUGUAAGUAACGAUAUAAUACUAUUUGCUCAAAUGGCAGUGUUAUUUUUAAUAACCUUACCAUUUGGAAUAUUAGGUGAAAUUUUUAUUAAUAAAAAUUAUAAUGUUGUAAGAGAAAUAUAUGAUUUAACUACUAACCAAUUUCUUUGUAUUCUUUAUUCAACUAUUGCUAUUAUAUUUGUUUGCUGGAAAAUUCAAAUUAUUGCUUUAAAUCAUUUAACACCAAUAACUGUUUCGUUAUAUCAGUCUUUUCAGCCCUGUUUUACUUUCAUAUUAGCAAAGCUUUUACUAAAUGAAACUAUAAAUUAUAACAAGUACAUAGGAACUCUUUUCAUUAUUAUAUCCUUGUUUUUGUAUCAGUACGGUUGCAGCAAGCGUGUAAAGGUGUAA